Gloeophyllum trabeum ATCC 11539 is the source of this 1788-nucleotide messenger RNA. Its product is annotated as kinase-like protein. The transcript is spliced from 11 exons. Gene Ontology annotation, molecular function: ATP binding; protein serine/threonine kinase activity. NCBI's taxonomy places the organism in Eukaryota, Fungi, Basidiomycota, Agaricomycetes, Gloeophyllales, Gloeophyllaceae. The coding region runs from base 1 to 1788 and encodes 595 amino acids. The record is from RefSeq and is a predicted model, not a curated record. Gene Ontology annotation, biological process: protein phosphorylation.
AUGGCUGAUGCACAGACUCCAUCUCGCGCUGACUGCUCUGGCUGCGGAGACAUAUUCCCUAACAAGGACCACGGAGGACUCUGCGGGCGAUGCAGCCGAUUAGAUGAGAAUGAGGGAGAUCCUGAUGAACAGGCACGGAUCAAGACCAUUCCCCAGUGCCGUGACUGCGGAGCAAUCGGACGGUUCUUUGUGGAUAGCCAAUGUGGUACUUGCCGUCGUCAAGCCGAGGGCAAUGCAGAACUUCUUGACAAGGUUACUGCUGAUGCCCUUGCUGCUCGUAAACAGGUGUUUCAAGGACGCAUGCAAGACGGUAAGGCUCGGGGGAAGGUGCGAAAUGGCCUGGUAAAUGUGCCGAAUUCACCCUCCGUCGAUCUGACCUCAGGCAACCUCAAUGCUUUGCGUCAUCCUUCUGGGCGUAUGAUUACUGUCUGCGUGGUCCCAUACAUUGACACAAAGGAAUCUAUGAACUUGGGGAGUAUUAAUCGUGCAUACUCCGCUGAAACUCCCAUGGCAGAUAUUGUGGACACCGUCCUGCAGGGCUGGAAUCAGCAAUGGGAGCACUACACAAGCUGCAGUUUACAAGCGUCAGAUAUCACUGUCUUGUGGUACAAUAAGAUCAACCCAGAGCCGAAUACACUGGACGGUUCACUGGGAAACUUCUAUGACAUCCAUCGCUCUGUUCCGAAUGCAGACGCUUAUCUUGGUGCUGCACCACCUUCUUAUAAGUCACUCAAAGGGCCAAAGUAUGAGCGCCGCACCCAUGUUGAGGCUCCCCCGGAGAUCACACAGAAGCGUGCAGGAGCCAAGCGGACGCACGGGAGUAUUGAUGUAGAAACUGGUCCUUCAAAGAGGGCCCGAAACUCUGCGAUCCCCCCUCUGGUAUCCCUUUUCAUUCCAUCGGCAGUGGCCCCCCAAGCAGACCCGACAAGUGCAAUCACUCUCAAGCGCGCUGUAACUACAGUCAAUGAAGAGACUGGUGAAGUCCGCACGAAGUGGGGUUCCGGUCAUCGUGAGGACCUACUUCAAGGCCAAAUUGCAUCCAACCCCCUUGCGCAUGGCAAGACGAAGAAAGUGUAUGCACUCACUAUCGGCGAGAAAGAUUUUGUUGCCAAGCGCUUCUUCGAAGUUGGGCAUGGUCCGACCAAGGUCUCAAUCAAGGAGAACUCCGAGCUUCUGGUCAAGGAGCUAACACGUUUGAAAAAUCUUAAGUGGUUCUUGGAUGCGUUCUAUGCAGAAGCAGAAGAGCGUGGCAUUGAAGUCGCCAGAGACUUUGCAUGCUCUGAAGGGUUUCUGGCAGUGGAGGUAAUCGGUGUGGGUGCUGAGCCCUCCGAUGCGUCCGGUGUUUCCAAAGAGGACUAUAUGGCAGCUCUGUCGGACCUCGAGAACGACCCAAUGGUGGUAUGGCUUAUUGAGCCACGUCGUGCUCUCAGAGUCGAGCAUUACACGGGUACAAUGGAGUUCCCAAAUCGUCCCGGAAAGGUCGGUGCGACCAUUAGCGCAUUUACACACUUCGUGUAUCAUGCAAGCAAUGAACAGCUCUUAUUCGCCGAUCUACAGAGUUCACAAGGGGUUGUCGAAGAUGCCGCAGGCAAGAACAGUGUCAAGCGGGUUCUAUUCGAUGUGAUGACCCAUUCCGUUGAUCAGGACAGCGGCAUUGGUGACCACGGUCAAGCAGGCUUCAGCAAGUUCCUACAGGGCCACAUAUGCAAUGCAAUGUGUAAGAAACUGGGCUUGGAGGAAGCUAAGGAGAUGGGCGAGUCUGAGACGGAAGGUGUAGGGUACAAGUAA